AUGGCGGGCGAUACGCUUGCUCCUCCCGUGUCCCAUGGAAACUCGCGAGGUCGGUCUUCAAGUAAAGCCGACACAAUAGUUUCGACAACUUCAAAUCCGUUUCUGACGCCAGCGGCUACUAGUCGUGCCUCCUCGAUCCAAGAUGACCCCCAAGCAUCUCUUCGUCCGGAUCCUGGCACUGAAGCCGACUUCCAGAUCAAUAACAACCCCUUCGCAUUCUCGCCAGGGCAGCUAAACAAGUUGCUUAAUCCCAAAUCCCUUGCUGCAUUCCGCGCUUUGGGUGGCCUUGAUGGCAUUGCUUAUGGCCUUCAGUCGGAUAUUCAUGCUGGCCUUAGCCUGGAUGAAAUUGCAGCGCCUGGCCAGGUCUCCUUUCAAGAUGCUGUCAGCCCCAUCUCCCCGCAGCAAUCCAAGAUUCAAUGGAGAGAAGCCACAAACAAUGCCAAACAGCCUUUCGAAGACCGUGUCCGGGUUUACAAACGCAAUGUCCUUCCCGCCAAAAAGGCUACCCCACUGUGGAAGCUGAUGUGGAACGCUUACAACGAUAAGGUCCUCAUACUUCUGACAAUUGCGGCUGUUAUUUCCCUAGCCUUGGGGCUCUACGAAACACUCGGCGUUGAUCACCCGCCUGGCUCGCCUACUCCUGUUGACUGGGUCGAGGGUGUGGCUAUCUGUGCCGCCAUUGUAAUUGUCACACUUGUUGGCUCAAUAAACGAUUGGCAAAAGGAGCGAGCUUUCGUUCGCCUCAAUGCAAAGAAAGAGGAGCGUGAGGUAAAGGUUACCCGCUCCGGAAAGCCAACCAUGAUCAACGUGCAUGACGUGCUUGUUGGCGAUGUCUUGCACCUAGAGCCGGGAGAUCUUGUGCCUGUAGAUGGUAUCUUUAUUGAUGGCCACGAACUCAAGUGCGAUGAAUCAUCUGCUACAGGCGAGUCUGAUGCUCUAAAGAAGACAGGAGCAUCUCUUGUUUUGAGGGCAUUAGAGAACGGAGAUUCUACUGGCGAGCUUGAUCCUUUCAUCAUUUCAGGGUCUAAAGUUUUAGAAGGAGUUGGAACAUUCAUGUGUACUUCUGUUGGCGUCAACAGUAGCUUUGGAAAGAUUCUGAUGUCCGUCCGCACCGAAACUGAGCCAACUCCCCUCCAGCACAAACUUGAGGGUCUUGCCAUGGCUAUUGCCAAGCUCGGUAGUACUGCUGCAGGGCUUCUUUUUUUUGUUCUGCUAUUCCGCUUCCUGGCGGGUCUUCCAAGCGAUUCGCGAGCUGCUACCGAUAAGGCAUCUUCUUUCAUGGAUAUCCUCAUUGUUGCCGUUACUAUCAUCGUAGUAGCUGUGCCCGAAGGCCUCCCACUCGCAGUAACCUUGGCACUGGCGUUUGCAACUACACGGAUGUUGAAAGAGAACAACUUGGUCAGGGUUUUGCGUGCUUGUGAAACCAUGGGUAACGCAACGGCCAUUUGUUCAGAUAAGACAGGCACUCUGAAGCUGACUCCCAAUCAGACUACAAACAAGAUGACUGUUGUUGCCGGCAGAUUCGAUGAGGCAAUGUUUACAGCAUCAAGCUCUCAAGAUGAUUCAGGCACAUCAGUUCAAUCUAUCUCAUCUUGGGCCAACGAAGUCAAUCCGGCUGCGAGAGAGCUCAUUGUUCAAUCAGUAGCGAUUAAUUCGACCGCAUUCGAGGGUGAAGAAGAUGGGAAACCGGUUUUUAUCGGCUCCAAGACUGAAACUGCUCUGCUUGAACUUGCCAAAGACCAUUUGAGCCUCCAUUCCCUUGCCGAAACCAGGGCCAAUGAAAACGUCGUUCACAUCAUGCCUUUCAAUUCCAGCAAGAAAUGCAUGGGCGCAGUAAUCAGACUUAGAUCUGGAGCUUACCGCCUCCUCAUCAAAGGCGCUUCCGAAAUCUUGCUCGGCUGCUGCUCCUCAAAGUCUAACUUUUACAACUUGGAGGAGGAACCGCUCACAGAAUCAGAUCGCCUCUCAUUUACUCAAACCAUCGAUGAAUAUGCAAAACGAUCACUCAGAACUAUUGGACUCGUUUACAGAGACUAUGAACAAUGGCCGCCUGCAGCUUCAGGUGAAAGCAGUGAAAGUAGCGCCGACAUUGCAACCAUUCUACAAUCAGGAAACCUUAUAUUCCUUGGUGUCGUUGGCAUCCAAGACCCCGUUCGUCCUGGUGUGCCAGAGGCUGUGAGAAAAGCACAACACGCCGGUGUUUGCGUCAGAAUGGUAACCGGAGACAAUGCCGUGACAGCCAAAGCUAUUGGAACUGAAUGUGGCAUCUACACGAACGGCGUUGUGAUGGAAGGUCCUGAUUUUAGACGACUAUCAGAUGCUGAGAUGGAUGAUGUCUUGCCGAGACUCCAAGUACUUGCUCGCUCUUCCCCUGAGGAUAAGAGAAUUCUUGUUUCGAAGCUUAAGGCCCUGGGAGAAACCGUUGCCGUUACUGGUGAUGGCACCAACGACGCCCCUGCCCUCAAGGCUGCCGAUGUUGGAUUCUCAAUGGGAAUUUCUGGCACUGAGGUUGCUAAGGAAGCAUCUGCAAUUAUCCUAAUGGAUGACAACUUUGCGUCCAUAAUAACUGCUUUGAAAUGGGGCAGAGCUGUCAAUGAUGCGGUUCAGAAGUUUCUGCAGUUCCAAAUCACGGUCAACAUUACCGCCGUAUUGUUGGCAUUUGUCACCGCUGUGUACGACUCAGAGAUGAAGCCUGUCCUCAAGGCUGUACAGCUGCUCUGGGUGAACCUGAUUAUGGACACCUUUGCUGCAUUGGCCCUUGCCACUGAUCCUCCAACCGAGAAGAUCCUUGAUCGCCUUCCUCAGGGAAAGAAAAAGGCAUUGAUUACCACCAACAUGUGGAAAAUGAUCAUUGGUCAGUCGAUCUACCAGCUGGUUGUUACCUUUGUACUUUACUUCAGCGGCGGCACUAUCCUCAACUAUGAUCUCACUGAUCCGGACAAGAAACUCGAACUGGAUACCGUUAUCUUCAACACUUUUGUUUGGAUGCAAAUCUUCAACGAGUUCAACAAUCGUCGUCUCGAUAACAAGUUUAACAUUUUUGAGGGAGUGCACCGAAAUUUGUUUUUCAUAGCGAUCAACUGCCUUAUGGUUGGCUUGCAAGUUGGAAUCAUCUUCGUGGGCUCAAGAGCCUUCCAGAUUUCCCCCGGGGGUCUUGAUGGUACUCAGUGGGCCAUUUCAAUUGUUGUCGCGUCGCUCUGCUUGCCUUGGGCCAUUGUCGUUCGGCUGUUUCCCGAUGCCUGGUUCGCCGCCAUUGUCGGGGUUGUCGGGAAGCCCUUCAUGCUUGUUUACGCAACCAUGAGCGCCGGUUGGUCCAGAAUUGGCAACAAGCUUAAAAGAGGAAGAUCUGAGGCGGACGCUGAGACUGGAAACCCGCCGAUGGUGGUAGUUUCAAGUGUCCUUACCACGGCCAGCCACGGGAGGGAUGAGAAGAUGGGAUAA
Molecule: messenger RNA, 3441 nt
Organism: Colletotrichum truncatum
Lineage: Eukaryota; Fungi; Ascomycota; Sordariomycetes; Glomerellales; Glomerellaceae
Product: plasma membrane calcium-transporting atpase 2
Biological process (GO): intracellular calcium ion homeostasis; calcium ion transmembrane transport
Cellular component (GO): plasma membrane; intracellular membrane-bounded organelle
Molecular function (GO): ATP hydrolysis activity; P-type calcium transporter activity; ATP binding
Source: RefSeq, a predicted model, not a curated record